Messenger RNA from Peronospora belbahrii, 1884 nucleotides. Lineage: Eukaryota; Oomycota; Peronosporomycetes; Peronosporales; Peronosporaceae. The record is from the annotation of a GenBank genome assembly.
AUGUUAACUGCGCGUAACCUCGUGCGCGCUAUUUUUCAAGAGCAGCGUUCAUCAUCGUCAUUGUCGUCGCCUCCUGUUCGUAAAUCAUUGCGCAAAGACGACAGACGAUGUAGUGAGACUGACGUAGAGAGCGAGUCAACGUACAUACCGAAACGCUUUGACGGUGAGUAUAACGUAUGCUUUAAUCGCAAGCCUCUAGGCGUAGGACUCGUGCCUAGUUCACAACUCUACGGUUCAUGGGAAGUAAGUUCUGUGCAAGAGACAGAAGAGAGGGAGGAUAUAUUAUACAAGACAGAGAGUGGAGAACAAAAAGACAAACAAGCUAUUACCAAGGGGGACGUGCUGAUCGCCAUCAACUUUAGCUGCCACAAGGCACAUCUGCCACGUGCGAAACUCGCCGCAUACUUACGUCAGUGCUCGUGUCCCAUUGUCAUGACAUUACGAAAUCCAGAAAUUUAUGGGUCAUUGGACUCGCAAGCCAUGUCAACGGCCAUGUAUCCAGCCUCCAUUGACUAUUAUUUCCAUCAAUUUCCAGCCAAAGUGGUGGCCAGAGCGUCGUCCAUGCAGUGGCGACGUUCCUUAGAGCACGACUUGACACUCAAUGCAAAGGAAGCAAAAAGAGAGACGUCACGGGCAUUGGCUCAAGCUUUGGUAAGCAGAGACUCGGAUAAUAUGCAUAAAGCUGCCCCUGCUGGGAUAACAGGAGCUUUGCCUCUUCGGGAGUGCGACACUGCCGUGGUAGUGAGCGCCGUGGAUGGAGACAGAAAGGAAGUAGAUGGACUUGAGUUGUCGGCGCUUGGUGAAUUUGACGUCAUAUUUAACGAAACUCCAUUGCAUUUGGCGCUGGCACCGUCAACAAGGCUUUACGGAUCGGUGGAAGUGUACGAACCUAAUCAGCACGCACCUACGGUGCAAGUAGGUGAUGUGAUUAUGGCUGUCAAUGGUUACUCGUCGAUCGUACGACUAGCAUCUGAUGAUGUCAUCGAUACUAUCGCAGAGUUGCAAGCUCCUGUCACACUGCGUUUUCGUCGGCCGGUGGCAUACCGCAAAUACUUGGCAAGGUCGAUAAAGACAAAAAAGAAACUUUCGUCACAGUCUAUUGCGAGCGCGAUGUUCCCGCCGUCGGCUGAGUACAAGAAGAAGGUAGAUGUAUCAACCACUAAAAAAGUCAACGAGCCUGGAGUUCUUGUCUCUCAAAGCUUUAUUGAACCAGAACCCACGGAGCUUUUCUUGCCAAAGAAAGGUUCGGCCUCUGUGAACAAGAAAGAUGAACGGGUGAAAGAUCUCAGAGCUUUUGCAGCGAAAAUUGGGGCCCUGGAUCAAUUCAAGUUGUGGGGUGGUAGCGAAAACCCUACAGAAGGAAGACCUAUAGCUGGCCAUCAGUCCGCAUUCUUGACUGAAAAACACAUGCAAUUUCUUUGGAAGAACCUACCAAAUUAUCUCACUUGCAACCAAAUGGAGCUGGCAUUCACGACUCGAGUACAUGGCUGGAACUUUCUGAGUUUUUUCUCACGACUUGGAAACAAGGGACCGACGAUCGUUGUUGUGCAGGAUGAACAUGAAAACAUAUUCGGAGCUUUUUGCUCGGCUUCGUGGAAGCGCUCAAAGUUGUUUUUUGGCAACGGACGGACAUUUGUUUUUUCACUGCGCCCACGUAUGAGAGCAUAUACAUGGUCAGGGUUCGACAGCUCCUUCAUGUACACGCAGCACGAUUCUAUCUUUGUGGGCGGAGGCAGAAAGGGUAUUGCGUUGUGUCUACAGCUCGAUGACAGACGCGGAUUUUCGCACGCCUGCACUACGUUUGACUCUCCACCACUUGUGGAUUACGAAGAUUUUCGGUGCGAAACGGUUGAAGUCUGGAGUUUUCACGGACUGAAGGUCUAA